Fraxinus pennsylvanica is the source of this 708-nucleotide messenger RNA. The record is from the annotation of a GenBank genome assembly. Lineage: Eukaryota; Viridiplantae; Streptophyta; Magnoliopsida; Lamiales; Oleaceae.
AUGAAGUCAUUAAUCAAGUAUAUGCCUGUGAAUAAGAAGAACUUAGGAGGUAAGACGGCAUUGGAUAUCCUAGAACCUGAAAAUUUUGAAGCAAGGAAAGUUUUAAUAAGAGCAGGAGCUAAAGAAGGUUCAUCAGUACUUGAUGAUGCCACCAAUUGUGAAUAUUAUUUGAAGUCAAAUAUGACGAUGGAAGAUUUUUUUAUCAAAUUUGGUGCUUACAUGGAGUUCGGUUUGUCAGCGGACAUGCGAAAUGCUUUCCUAGUAGUACUUGUGCUUAUUGCAACUGCUAUGUUUCAAGAACUAAAUGCUCCAUCUACUUCAACCAAUUCAACUAGCACCAACUUAGACAAAAAACUCCAAUGGCUGGAAGAACUAGAUUUGAUUUUCAACUCAAUCGCCUUUGGUCUUGCAAUGGGAACGUGUGCAAUACUUAUACUUGAUCUACUCCAAAAGUUAUACUUGGUAGCUCUUGCUCUAUAUUUCGUAAGUUAUGCGGCAUUGCAAUAUGGAAUAUACCCAGCGAAGGUUUUAGCCUCCAGAUUUCGAGGGCAAGGGCGGUACGGCCUUCUGAAGCAGCAGUAUGAAGAGGUGACUCCACAAAUGUCAUCUCGUUGGGGACAUCCAAGUACUCUGGAUUGUUGUGUAUUUUUGUGUACAAGGCAACAAUAUCUGGAUCUUGAACAGUGUUCAUCUGCAACUCGAAAAUGA